Molecule: messenger RNA, 1069 nt
Organism: Eurytemora carolleeae
Lineage: Eukaryota; Metazoa; Arthropoda; Copepoda; Calanoida; Temoridae
Product: tetraspanin-1
Exons: 13
Coding region: 161-988 (275 amino acids)
Cellular component (GO): membrane
Source: RefSeq, a predicted model, not a curated record
GAACAAGUAUUUACUCAUUGUUAAAAUCUACACAUAUUCACAUAUCCUCUAGAAAAUAAGUGAUUAAUUUAUGAUAAUUAUCAUCAAGUGAUUCAGUGAAUAUUAGCUGAAAAAUUCAGUCUACAAUCAAACAUCUCAGGCGAGCUGAAGGGACAAGAGGAUGGGUUUCUGUGAUAAUAUUGUUAAAACAUUUCUCUUUAUCACAAACUUCCUGCUUUUCUUGUUUUCCUGCACUGUUCUAGCUCUGGGAAUAUGGAUACUUGUGGACAAGCCAUCCCUUGUUAAUAUCCUUGAUCAGGUUGAAUCCUCCAUACCUAUUUAUGAUAGUGCAGUGAUUCUACUUUUGUUUGUAGCAUCUGCAGCGAUAUUGAUCUCUUUCUUCGGCUGCUGUGGGGCUUACAAGGAGAGCAGAUGCAUGCUGGGUUCAUACUUCCUAAUGAUUCUGAGCCUGCUAAUUCUUAUCACCAUUGGAACUGUAAUCGGAAUUUCUCAGGGAAUUGAUAAUUUCAGUAACCCACUCAAAGAUACCUUGUAUAAGUAUGAUCCAACUAGCUCAAGAGCAGAUAUCAAGGAAAUUACAGGACUAUGGGAUGCUAUGCAAACAGAGCUGCACUGCUGCGGAGUUGAGAGUGCUAGAGAUUGGAGCCAGACGAAUCCGAGAUUUGAUGGAACUGGAUAUACAGAGGAUAACGGAGCUCUACUUCUCGGCGUUAAAGUCCCUGAAUCUUGCUGUGCGACUUCAAAUAAUAAGGCUCGUUGUCAAGUGGCGCCUAGCGGAGCUAAUGGCGCCUAUAUGGCUGGUUGCUUUACUAUACUAAAGGAUGAAAUAAGUUCGCAUAUGAACGUCGUUGGAGGAGUGGCGAUAACUAUAAUCAUUAUCAUGGUGUUGGACCUGAUGAUAGCCGGGUACAUGUGUACAUGUGGUGUUGGUGAAGAUAGACCACAAAAACGGCAUUAUGUCAGGCCUGGGCAUGUGCAACAACCAUAAAUGAUGGUAAUCAGAAUAAUUUGUACAAUAGUAACUGUAAAUAUCAUGAUAUUCGGAUAAUAAAUAAAUGUAUAAAUGGUA